Branchiostoma floridae (Florida lancelet) is the source of this 1276-nucleotide messenger RNA. RefSeq lists its product as uncharacterized. Lineage: Eukaryota; Metazoa; Chordata; Leptocardii; Amphioxiformes; Branchiostomatidae. The transcript has 3 exons. The record is from RefSeq and is a predicted model, not a curated record. Bases 370 to 777 code for a protein of 135 amino acids.
UGGAAAAUGCGGUAACAUACGUUGUGGUAUUUGUCGAAUUCUGCUUUUCUGGGAACAAUGGUUUGUGUGCCGUUUUGUUCACGUGUUGUUUUGCAUAUCUUUGGUGUCGAGCUUUCGCCUGGUUUGCACGUGCUUGAUUUGCAUUUGUUUGCUUUUAGUUGACUGGGUAUUUUGUCGAUAAGCACACAGGGAGGCAGCAUAGACUCCAGUUUGACGGAGGAAGACAAUUUCUGAGGUUCAGCUGUGCAGCAAGUAACGGCGGGGCGAUGGAACCAGAAGCUCCGGCAGACCUUGGGCAGACCAUCUCCACGUAGCGAAAGGACGGACGAGUCCCACAUAGUGGGGGGAAAACUUCAGGAUGGCUGAGAUAUGGCAGCAGCUCAGCCCGGAUUCCAGCUCUCCCAGGCCGAGGAAGGCGACUACCACAGCGCGACUGAGAUGCAGCAAGCUCUGACAGACUUUUGGCGGCCUCUUCACAUAUUGAAAGGGCGGAAGAGUCCUACCUGGCGGGUCGAAACGUCGGAUGUUAAAGAUACGGCAGGUUUGGGGCGAAAAUGCGAUCAGCCCGGUUUCCAGCUCUCCUGUGCCGAGGAAGGUGACUACCACAUCGCGACCGAGGUGCAGCAAGCUGCGACAGAGCGUUGGAGCCAGCAAGCCGAGCAUUCCCAACACAUACGGCAGUUCUUCGCGGCAUCGACACUAGACGACAGCCGUCACGGAGCGCACGGCUUUGGUUUUUUCAGGGAGGCGUGCACGUUUUUGGUGACAUCGAUUUGAGGCGGGAUUCCCCUCAGAUAUUUUGUCUUUAUGUCUGUUGUUGCUGUUUUGAAGUGUUUGGUUUCCCUCUAAUUAGGGAUAUUUUGUUUUACCGUUGUUGUUUGUAAAGUUUUGCUUGUGUUGACACAGUGACGGCGACACAGACCUGGACUAUUAAGGAAUGCAGUCGUCUAAGGAACCACAGCCUGGCAGCAGCGUUGGCAGUUUCUAUCGCUGAGGGGAGUCUCCUUAAAUCACGAGGAAAGAAGGUGCGUUUUGGUCCGUUUUGUACUAUAUUUUGGAGAAAACAGCGCAUGUACGGAUCGUUCUCGGUCGCUCCUGCUUGGUGUUUGAUGGUUCUUUUAUACCGUGAGAACACCGAGUAGCGAGGUCCGGAGAGGUUUCGUGUUGGCGUGUUUUCUUUUCAGCUGGUGAAACGGCGCGCAUGUGCGGGCCUCUGAUCGUUUGUGCUUGGUGUUUGGUGCACUGUUAGUGUGCGAUCACUGAGUAACGUUGAUCA